CGCCUGAAGCGGCGUUCAUUGAAAUCUCUCAUCCAAAGUCCUCAAAGGGCCAAUCCACUUUUCCCAAGCUUCUUCCUCCGACGCUCCUUCAAUUCGAUUCCCUUUUUUUCUCCAAGCUUUUCUGGCCUGAUUUCUCUAUUUUAUGGAGACUCCGUCGUCGUCCACCACCCUCGCGCUGCCGAAACAAUCACCAAGUCGCCAUCCGAGGUCAUCGCCAUCGUCGACAGCAUCAUCCGUUCCAGAGUUUUAUUCAUCAUCGUCGACAGACAGAGAACGCAGUUCAACUGAAUCUGCCAUAUUUACAAUCUACUCCAUGUACGGCGACGACGAAGAACAAGCCAGCUGGACUGCUUCUUCAACCUUCGAGGAUCCUUCCAAAGAACUCGACUUGUCCCUGGGGAACAGCUUCGCUUACAGUAACUUUUUUAAUCAAAGAACUUCAUAUGUUUCCAAUACCGACACUACAUAUAUCGACCUAUCCUCAGACAUGAAGCCUUUUGGCAAAUUGUCAAACCCUCAUGAUCGGACACGGCUAUCGGCAACCUCGAAUGGUUCUGCCAACUCGUCCUAUCCACUCCCACUUUCUGAUCGUACCAGUUCGUCUUCUCAUGGAAGAGACACUUUGGAACUUCCUACACGUUCCAAGCGCGUUCCUCCCAUCCCAACUCGCCCCAAAAGUGCUCUCACUUCAUAUAGUUCUUCGACUGACCUAGACGCCGUUUCACCUCCUGUAUCACAUCUUACGCCUCCCCACAGUCGUUCACCAUCCCUGCUGAGAAGCAGAGAAUUCCCUGUCCCUGAACCUACUUUGGUUCUCACCCCCCCACAGCCGACGUCUUCUUUAAUCCCACCACCCUCUCAAACCCCAUCUUCUUCUCCCACAACUAAACAGCAGUCGAAAUUGAGUUCUCCGUCUAGCAAAGUCUCCCUGGUGCCCUCAGAAGGUGAAGAUCUGGACGCGUUCCACGUGCGGAGUACGUAUGCACACCUUGACGCGAUUGGUGUCAAGGGCGACGGCUACGAGGAGGGCGUCGAACGCACGCGUGCACGAAUACGUGCCAGUAGAGGAAGUGAGUUACGCGCAGAGGCUGCUCUGGCUGGUCCCUCGGAGAAAUCCCGAGAACUUGAACCUGAAGAGCUCAAAGUGCUAUCAAGCUUAGAUCGCUAUGGAUUCUUCAUCGUACCAUCUCACGACCGACUGGUUCUACUCCCAUCUGGUCCUCUGCUUAAACGAUUAGCGUCAGUCAGGGCUGGCUCGAAAAAAUCAUCCCCGAGCCAUGCUGUGUCUGUCAGCUCACUUCCCGCAGCUUCAUCUCCGCUCAAGGAACAGAUGCGGGUUGCCAAGUGGGACAGGAUGCUGGAAGUCCGUAGUCGCGACAGUGGCGGAAAUGUAGAAUCGUGGGGUAUCAAGGCAUCGAAAACGCACAAGCUUCGCCAGAGGGUAUACAAGGGGAUCCCUGACAGGUGGAGAAGGGCAGCUUGGGAGGUGCUCAUGAAUCGGUUUUCGAAAUCCGGAUGCGAGGCAGUUGAGCAGCUCGAAGAGUGCUAUCGGCAAGACUUGGAGAGGCCCUCAAGCUACGACAUUCAGGUCGACUUGGAUGUGCCAAGAACGAUCAGUGGUCACGUCCUGUUUCGCACGCGGUACGGACUAGGGCAACGUUCCCUGUUUCACGUCCUGCACUCCUUCUCGUUACGAUGCCAUCAAUGUGGCUACGUGCAGGGCAUGGGUCCUAUUGCUGCGACUCUCCUAUGCUACUUCGAGCCUGAAAAAGUUUAUGCCGCCCUUUCCCGCUUACAUGAUACCUACAAUAUGCAUACCAUCUUUUCCCCCGGUUUUCCAGGACUACUGCAGGCCAUUUACGUCCAGGAACGAAUCAUGGAAUCGAAGAUGCCAGACGUGUACGCCGCUUUCAAGCAACAUAUGAUUUCUACGACUUCAUACGCGACAAAAUGGUACAUCACGCUAUUUGCCAAUUCCGUCCCUUUUCAGACGCAGCUCCGGUUAUGGGACGCGUAUCUCUUAGAGGGGGAAGACCUUUUCAUUGCGGUGGCAAUUUCCAUCGUAUGGGUCUAUCGAGAUCACAUUACAUCCGAUUCUGCCAAUUUCGAAACCAUACUCUCCCUCCUCUCCUCUUUUUUCGUACCCGAAGACGAUGACUCACUUCUAUCCUGGAUAGAACGCAUGCUCGGCGACAAAAAGCUGCGAAUACAGAUGGCGCAGUGGCGUCAGGACUGGACCAAGCUUGUCGCGUCAGGUAGGGAUGGUGAUGCGCUUCUAUAGCAUCGCCCCCUGUCUCUCGGGUUUAUAUUCCCAUCCCCUUCCUUGCUACUGCUUCCGCCAUUAAUCCUCUACGUCUUGAUAUCAGACUUGCAUUGUUAUUGGAACGCUUGGUAUAUAUUGCGACCGCAUCACUGUCGUUGUACUCACUCUCACUGCCAUUGUUCGCAUCAUUAAUGGAAUCAGUUAAAUUCAA
This is a messenger RNA of Suillus clintonianus, 2474 nucleotides long. RefSeq names its product RabGAP/TBC. NCBI's taxonomy places the organism in Eukaryota, Fungi, Basidiomycota, Agaricomycetes, Boletales, Suillaceae. The transcript has 4 exons. The coding region runs from base 143 to 2281 and encodes 712 amino acids. The record is from RefSeq and is a predicted model, not a curated record.